UUCUGUAUCUAACUUCCUAUUCGAAUUUCCAAGUACACGAUCGAACUUCAGAGCCUGCGCAAACUCCUAUCAAAGCCCUCACUAAUUUCAGCUCUCUAAAUCGCGAAAACACGAUGCUAAAAUACUUACAAAAUCAGCCUCAAAAAGUUGCAUUCGCUGCGAUUUUCGCUGUUUUAUUGCCUAAUAUUUUCCCCAAUUUUUUCACUCCACUUGGUGGCGCCUAUCCUUCAUUAUUCUCUGAAUGGAAUGCUCCAAGUCCCAAGCACUUGCAUUUGCUAAAAAAAGCUCUACUGCAUGAAACUUUUGACCGACAAGAAGCUGACCUGUGGUCUCCAUUACCCAACCAAGGAUGGAAACCUUGUAUUUAUACUACCAGUGUGCCUUCCCUCCCAAAGAAAAUCGAGGGAUAUAUUCAAGUAUUUUUGGAUGGAGGAUUAAACCAACAGAGAAUGGGGAUUUGUGAUGCAGUAGCUGUCGCUAAAAUUAUUGGGGCAACACUUGUGAUCCCACACCUUGAAGUUAAUCCUGUUUGGCAAGAUUCAAGCUCCUUUGCAGAUAUAUUUGAUGUUGAUUAUUUCAUCGAUACCCUGAAGGAUGAAGUUUCUAUAGUCAAAGAGCUUCCCGAAAAAUACUCAUGGAGUACCCGAGAGUAUUAUGCCACAGGCAUACGAGCUACUAGAAUUAAAACAGCACCAGUUCAUGCGCCUGCAGAUUGGUACCUUGAAAAUGUUGUGCCCAUAUUGCAGAGUUACGGGGUUGCUGCAAUAUCCCCAUUCUCGCAUCGUUUGGCUUUUGACAAUAUGCCUGCAGAAAUUCAGCAUCUCCGAUGUAGGGUGAAUUUUCAAGCUUUAGUAUUUACUCCCCAGAUCACGAAAUUAGGAGAGGCCCUCGUUAAUCGUCUUCGGGGUAAUUCUACUGGAAUAGAGACCAAGUCCUUUGAUGAGCGAAGAAAUUUAAUUGACAAUGGAAAAAAUAGGAAGUUUGUCGUGUUACAUCUUCGCUUUGACAAGGAUAUGGCUGCCCAUUCGGCAUGCAACUUCGGUGGGGGUAAAGCUGAAAGGCUAGCUCUUGCCAAAUACCGCCAAGUAAUUUGGCAAGGUAGAGUCCUCAAGUCACAAUUUACUGAUGAGGAAUUGAGAGGUCAAGGACGUUGUCCAUUGACUCCUGAAGAGAUUGGGCUGCUUCUAGCAGCUUUGGGAUUUAACAAUAGCACACGCCUAUAUCUUGCUUCCCACAAGGUUUAUGGUGGAGAGGCGAGAAUAUCGGCACUGAGAGAGUUGUUUCCACUAAUGGAGGAUAAAAAAAGCCUUACUUCUCCUGAGGAAAGAGCUGUAAUUGAAGGAAAGGCUUCUCUAUCAGCAGCAGUUGACUAUUAUGUCAGCAUGCAGAGUGAAAUCUUUAUUUCGGCUUCCCCGGGCAAUAUGCACAAUGCACUGGUAGCUCAUCGAGCAUACAAUAACAUGAAGACUAUUAGACCGAACAUGGUUCUGUUAGCCCAGCUCUUUCUAAGUACAGGCAUGGAUUGGACAGAGUUUCAGCAAGCAGUACAGAAUGGACAUAAAAACAGGCAAGGACAAUUAAGGAUGAGAAAGGAGAAGCAAUCCAUAUAUACUUAUCCUAUUCCUGAUUGCAUGUGUCAAGCUUAAUCUAUAAAGUCAUCUACUGCAAGGAGUAAGAAGACGUGACUGCUUGCGCAAAGUAGCAUCAGAAAUUUGUUCUUAAUUCUGUAUACAUGUGUAUGUGAACAUAUAUGUCAUCCAGUGAAAGGAGUGAAGGUAAAGCUAAUAUGGCACGCCACUGCCCCCACGGUCCCCGGUCCCUGAGGCACCCCUCCCUCACUGUAGCUUUACAGAUUCAACUCAGAUGCAUUCAACAGAUAGAAGCAACUGGUUAGUCAUUUGCGGGUUAAAUUCAGUUGGUCGGAACUGGAUCACCUCACUUGCCAACCUAACACUGUUGGGCUCAGACUAGGAUUUGGCUUGAAGAUUCAUGUACAAAAAUCCCCCCACUGAGGUUUUCUGGAAUGGGGUUUGGCCAUAUUAUUCCUCUAGCUCUGUUUUUUUUAAAAGAUUAAUCUAAAGUAUUUUAGUACUAAUGUGUUUUUAUUUUGAAGAGAUGUAAUAUGCAACAAACAAAAACACAUCUUAGAUUAAUGUUUUCUCUGAAAUUACAUAUGAUAAGACA
Molecule: messenger RNA, 2184 nt
Organism: Daucus carota subsp. sativus
Lineage: Eukaryota; Viridiplantae; Streptophyta; Magnoliopsida; Apiales; Apiaceae
Product: O-fucosyltransferase 31
Exons: 10
Coding region: 114-1646 (510 amino acids)
Source: RefSeq, a predicted model, not a curated record